UUUACCUGCUGAAAAUCAAGUUCUUGAUAAUGUACAUGUCUCAUACUUUCUAUGUUCCCCCACCUCCCAGAAUUUCAGGAAAAUAAAGCUAGAAAAAUUUCACUUUUAUUCUACUAAAUAUUCUACUAACAUUUUUAAUCUUAGCAUCUAUUUUGGCCCAUCUGUUCUUAUCUGAACUGUUUCCAAGGGUUUCAAGAGUAUAGAGAAUGCAUUAUUUUAAAAAUGACUGAGUUAUUGUGGGUGAGCCUUAUUUCUCUACAGAAAUUUUGACCCUCAGCUGAGCUAACCACAGUCUUAUUCUGUUUCCCCUUAAUCCACAGGCAGAUGCUGAGAACAAAACAUCUCAUGAUAUGGAUAUUGGCCUGAGUAUAACCAAUAGCUCAGGGUUUCAAGUGUCUGAGUUCAUCCUGAUGGGGUUCCCAGGUAUUCAUGAGUGGCAGCACUGGCUCUCCCUGCCCCUGGCUCUGCUCUACCUCUUAGCUCUUGGUGCCAAUCUCUUCAUCAUAAUCACCAUUCAACAUAAGCCCAUGCUACAUGUACCCAUGUACCAUUUGCUGGGCAUAUUGGCAGUGGUGGACAUUGGCCUGGCCACUACCAUCAUGCCCAAGAUCCUGGCCAUCUUCUGGUUUGAUGCCAAGCCCAUCAGCCUCCCUGAGUGUUUUGCUCAGAUCUAUGCCAUCCACUGUUUCAUGUGCAUGGAGUCAGGCAUCUUCCUCUGUAUGGCAGUGGAUAGGUAUAUGGCCAUUUGUUAUCCCCUUCAGUACCCUUCCAUAGUCACCGAAGCUUUUGUCAUCAAAGCCACUCUGUCAAUGGUGCUCAGGAAUGGCUUGUUGACCAUUCCAGUGCCAGUAUUGGCUGCCCAGCGACACUACUGCUCCAGGAAUGAGAUUGAUCACUGCCUGUGCUCUAACUUGGGGGUCACAAGUCUUGCCUGUGAUGACAUCACUAUCAACAGGCUUUACCAGCUGGCCUUGGUCUGGGUUGUGGUUGGGAGUGACAUGGGUCUGGUCUUUGCUUCCUAUUCUUUGAUUAUUCGCUCAGUGUUGAGGCUGAACUCUGCUAAAGCAACAUCUAAGGCCCUGAAUACCUGCAGCUCCCACCUUAUCCUCAUUCUCUUUUUCUACACAGCUAUUGUUGUAGUAUCUGUCACUCACCUGGCAGGAAGAAGGGCUCCCUUCAUCCCUGUUCUCCUCAAUGUGCUGCAUAUUGUCAUCCCCCCAGCCAUUAACCCCAUGGUAUAUGCUCUUAGGACCCAGGAGCUGAGAGUGGGCUUCCAGAAGCUGUUUGGUUUGGGUGAGCACGUGUCCAGGAAAUGAGAUAACUUUAAAUAGCAAAAUAUUAUAUGCAAUACUGAAGAAAGAGCACAGUCUUUGAAGUCCAACAGACCUUGGCUAAAAUUUCAUCUCUCCCAAUUGCUGGAACAUUGAUUCAACUUAAUUCAUCUAUAUCGUAUAGAACAUAGUAUGUGCAAGCCAUUGCUGUAAGCAUUUCACAUAUAUUAGCUUUUUUAAUCCUGUAACAACUGUAUGAAG
Molecule: messenger RNA, 1532 nt
Organism: Sapajus apella (tufted capuchin)
Lineage: Eukaryota; Metazoa; Chordata; Mammalia; Primates; Cebidae
Product: olfactory receptor 688-like
Exons: 1
Coding region: 351-1316 (321 amino acids)
Biological process (GO): G protein-coupled receptor signaling pathway
Cellular component (GO): membrane
Molecular function (GO): olfactory receptor activity; G protein-coupled receptor activity
Source: RefSeq, a predicted model, not a curated record